AUGGAUGCCGAACUGACGUACCAGUUGAUUAAACAUACCCUUGAGGAACUUGAAAAAUCUAAAGAAUACAUAAAAAAUGAAUUAACAAAUAAGAGAGAAAAAAAUAAUGAAAAGGAAGAAAACCAAACUUAUGAUGAUAUUUUUAACAAAUCAAAUAAUUUUAAAAAAGAUGACAAAAAAAUUGAUUAUGAAUCCAUCUUAGAUUGUGUGAUAAAACAAAUUGAUCAUUAUGAGAAAUUACUAGAUAAAAAUCAGUUAAAUAAUAAAACUGAUGAUAAUAUUAAUAAUGAUAAUAGGAAAUAUAAUAAUCUCUUUGAUAAUAAUAAUAAUAAUAAUAAUGUACUUAAUGAAAAUGUAGAACAAUAUAAGAUACGCGAUUUUUUUGAAGAUUAUAAAGAAAAUGAAAAAAUUACAUUUAAUAAAUAUAAAUUAAAUAAAAAAGUUAUAGUUGGUCAUACGACAGAAGGGAAUUCUAUUGUUAUAAACAAUGAUAAUUUUCUUAAACUAUUUAAAAAUUCAGAUAUAAUAAAUAAUUCAUUUAAUAAAUCUAAUACAACAAAUAUAUUUAAUAUAAGCAAAAAUAUAAAUGAAGAUAAAUUAAACCAAGACAAAUUAAAUGCAAAUGUGGAUAAUAAUUAUUUAAGUGAUAUGUCAUGUUCUACCUCUAGUGUAAUAUCAUUAAAUAGUUUUAUUAAAAAAGAAAAGAAUGAGAGAAUUUAUAAAAAUAAAGAAGCAUAUGUAAAACAUAAAUAUGAUGAUAAUUCAUAUAUUUCUCAUAAAUUAAAUUAUUGUAGUGAUUGCUCCUCAUCCUCUUUAAGUUGGCAUAACCAAGAAUAUGAUGACCUUUUUUAUUAUUCUAAUUUAUUGAAAGAGGAUAAACACUUAAAAAAUAAAAUAAAUAUAAAGAAAAAGAAAAAUCAUACCAAUGAUAAUAAUAAGAAACAUAUUAGUGAUAACCAUCAUAAUUAUCAUAAUGAUGGCGAUUGUAACUUGGAAUUGUUCAAGAAUAAACAACAAAAUCAUAAUGAAUCUCCAUUUUUUAAAUAUAUAUAUUUUAAAUAUAUAAAUAAGGAUAAAAAUAACUUCUAUCCUGUAUUUAUUAAUAAUAAAAAUGGAAAAAAAAAAAUAUGGAACCUAAAAAGUCUAAACAAAUAUCAACAUGUAGAUACAAGUGAACCAAAUAACAAGUAUGAAUUAGAUACACAACUAUUUAGUUAUAAAUCUCAUAAAUAUCUUUCUUCAGUGGAUGAUAAUUCUAAAAAAAAAAAAAAAAAAUUAUCUUCAAAGAAUACUCAAAAUAUAGAUAGCCUCAAGAAGUAUCGUUUUGACGUAGACGAAAUGAACUAUUCUAUAGAUAAAAUUGUUCAUCAAAUAGAACAAAUACAUAACACUGAAAAAUCAGAAAAAAAAAAAACAAAUUACAACGAGCAUUUUAUGAAUUUUAUUAAGAAAAAUAAGGAGUAUCUUAAAAAGGAAAACAAUUUUACUUUUAAAAAGUUGUGUGAAACAGACAAAAUAAAGCUGAAAGUAAAAAUUAUAGGAACCGAUGGAAAAAUAAUAAAAAACAGAAGUCUCGAUAAUGUUGUUAUAAAUAAGAAUAAAACAUUUGGUGAUUUGGCCCUUAAAUUAGGACAUACGUUUAAAUUGUCUGAUGAUAAAAUUGAAAAUAUAAAAAUGUUUUUUGACGGAGAUUUAUGUGAUAAAAAUAUGUCUUUUGAUAAUAACGAACUUGGACUAGAAGAUGGUUAUCAAAUAGAUGUAAAAUUCCCCUUAACUGACGAUAUUCCUUGUACUGUUGACGAAUCAAAUCUUAGUGAUGAUUCAUAUAUUCUAUUUUUACCAGAUUCUUAUGUUAUUGAUUGA
This is a messenger RNA of Plasmodium gaboni, 1863 nucleotides long. RefSeq lists its product as hypothetical. The record is from RefSeq and is a predicted model, not a curated record. The coding region runs from base 1 to 1863 and encodes 620 amino acids. The transcript has 7 exons. NCBI's taxonomy places the organism in Eukaryota, Apicomplexa, Aconoidasida, Haemosporida, Plasmodiidae.